AUGAAGGCAUCUACCACACCACUCGCGCUCGCUCUAUGCGUCUGCUCCGUGCUGGGAGACGCACCUAGUACCUCGGGCACAGAAUGGAAGAAGACUCAGCUCUUGGACGACUUCACUGGCACUCCUGGCUCCCUUCCAUCAAGCUCAAACUGGAUCAUUCAAACCGGAACAUCGUACCCAGGCGGCCCUGCACAAUGGGGCACUGGCGAGGUCGAGACAUACACCAGCUCGACGAACAUACGUCUCUUCGACAGCGGUCAUCUCUGGAUCGUUCCCCAGCGAAGCAGCAGCGGCGCGUGGACGAGUGGAAGGAUCGAGAGUCGAAGAAACGACUUCGCUGCACCAGCUGGUGGCAAGCUGCGUGUAGAGGCACGCAUCAAGAUGCCUGAUGUGACAGGAAGCAAUGGUCUUGGAUACUGGCCGGCAUUCUGGCUCGUUGGCGGAGCUUUCAGGGGCAACUACUCCAACUGGCCUGCGGUUGGGGAGAUCGAUAUCAUGGAGAACAUCAACGGUCAAGACACCAUCACUGAGGUCCUGCAUUGCGACGUAAACCCCGGCGGCGCUUGUAACGAACCCAGCGGUCUUGGCCACCAGGGCACAUGCACGGGCAGCAGAUGCCCAGGCAACUUCCACAUAUACGAAGUAGUCCUUGAUAGGACGACGAGUCCCGAGCAGCUCAAAUUCUGGCUUGACCGCAAGCUGCAGUACACCAUCACUGAGACCCAGCUGGGAAGCACGAAGUGGGCGAAUACUCUUCACCGGGGGUUUUAUGUGGUGCUUAACGUUGCCAUGGGCGGCGCAUAUCCUAACGCGAUAGCUGGGUUCACGACUCCCACGGCGAAUACGGUUCCCGGCGUACAGAUGUCUAUUGACUAUGUUGCUGUGUGGACGACGUCGUAA
Zasmidium cellare ATCC 36951 is the source of this 900-nucleotide messenger RNA. RefSeq names its product glycoside hydrolase family 16 protein. The record is from RefSeq and is a predicted model, not a curated record. NCBI's taxonomy places the organism in Eukaryota, Fungi, Ascomycota, Dothideomycetes, Mycosphaerellales, Mycosphaerellaceae. The coding region runs from base 1 to 900 and encodes 299 amino acids. The transcript is spliced from 3 exons. Gene Ontology annotation, biological process: carbohydrate metabolic process. Gene Ontology annotation, molecular function: hydrolase activity, hydrolyzing O-glycosyl compounds.